AUGCCUCGAGCAACCAAGUUCUUGUGGUCUACUAUGAUGACCAACCCCAUUCACUUGACGCCUCAAACCAAACUUUUCCUCUCCACCUUCCCAGCAGUCACCGAACUCGAUCUCCAGGGCGUGUUUCCUAGCACCGUUGAAGCCAAGCAGUUUCUCAGCAUGUUCAAACACAUCCAGUCCUUCAAAACGGCUUCUAUUGAUAUUGAACAUUGGCUCGUGGAUGAAGUUUUUGAAAUAUCGCGUCCUACUAGGCUUCAGCAUAUAUCUUACGAAUUCGACAUGCCCUUCUCUCCCAAGACAUUCAUUUGUCUCCUAGACAUGGCAGCUGAUUCUUUGGAGUACAUGUCCCUUUGGCUCCAAGCUGGCUGGACAAAGCUCCCUCCUUUCAAGAAAAGAGCAUUCCCGUCCCUUCGGUCACUGAAGUUUGCCGUAAUCAGUUUGGAGGCGGAUGAACCACUCUUUCAGCUGACCUGGUGUGCAGCUGCAAUGCAGCUGUUUCCUGCCGCCCCAGGACUGACAACACUAAGCAUUGAUGUCUUCGCAGACGAACCCCAAGAACUGACCGAUAUCUUGAAGAAAAGCUUUCCUUUCAAGUGGAGGUUGUUCGCCGAAAUUGUUUUGCGACUGUACCCAAAUCUGCGAAAAUUUGUAAUUCUCAUAUCAAUGCCAUACAAUUUCGGGGAGGUUAUGGGAAAGCUGGAGUUGUCAACAAAGAAGGUCCUUAAAGGGCUAGGGGAGCGAGUAACAAUUGAAUGGGUGGAUGAAGGUCCUAAGCCACAGGAGCCAUAGAUCUCUACCGACAAGUCUCGCUUACCGUGGAGCACGCUAUAACAGGCUACAUAUACCAAGUUUCUUGCUGCGAUAUGAAAAUAUUCACCUUGGAAACGCGUUCUCUUGGACGUGACACUGUCAUGUGAUAGCGUGACGUAGCGCGACUGAAAAUACUGAAAAAUAAUUUCAGAAUUUCUUUCCCCAGGUUCUCGGUGUCGCGACAUCGCAGUUUUCAUCAUAAACUUCGAAGACUUCGGAUAUAAAAUGGUGAUACAGUUUUUGAAAUUACAAGGCCUUGGUAUCUCCUUGCUCAGCACCUGAUUCCGCCACAACUUUUGUCCGUUCGUCCCCACGGUCGAUAAUCGACUCUAGGUGCUCGAGAGCCGCCUACACCCCAAGCGAAAUGGGAAAAAUGGUGCGAAAAUGGAUCAAUAUGGUUGAUAACGA
Molecule: messenger RNA, 1218 nt
Organism: Desarmillaria tabescens
Lineage: Eukaryota; Fungi; Basidiomycota; Agaricomycetes; Agaricales; Physalacriaceae
Exons: 3
Coding region: 1-789 (262 amino acids)
Source: RefSeq, a predicted model, not a curated record